AUGAAGCGUGCCGCGGAGGAUGUUGCAAGUCCGAAAGUGCGAAAACUGGAGGUGGUCACUGUGGAGGUGCGGGCUGUGAGCGGCAACUGCUUGGGAAUGUUCGAGAUGUCGCCCAGCAGCACCAUCGCAGAUGUCAAGGCCAAGCUGGAGGAAGUACCUGGCCGUUUCCAUUUGGUCUCCGAAGGCAGCGAAGCGCUUCCAGAGCACACGCAGCUCCUGACGUUCGAGGGCGCCCGGCUGGCGCUGACGCUGGUCUGGCGCCGCAAGGGCUUCGCCUAUGCCGCGCACGUUGAUGGGUCUCUCACGCUCUGGGAUCUGGAUAGCAGGGAGGCAAUACAUCGUCUGCGAUGCUCGCUGUGCCAGCCGCAGUGUCCCAUUGCCCUCUUUGUGGACUGGGAGAAGCGCCGAUUGCUUUGCUGCUUGGAGGAUGGGACGCUCUAUUUGUGGGGCAAUGCGGAGGCAACCUUUGAUGACUCGCUUCAUUUGCUACGAGUCUCCAAGGACACCGAAAUGGACCGGUCAGGUGUCAGUUCAAAGGAGGCGCUUGCCGUUUGUUGGUCUGAAGAUCUUGUGCUCGUCGGCAUGAUGUCUGGGUGCUUACUUCUUUGGAACGUGCAAUCUGGCAAGAAGAUGAAAACAUUCCGCGGACAUCGAAGUUGUGUAGAUGUGGUGCGAGUCUGCUGGGAGAGCCAAAUGGCCCUCAGUGCUGGCCGAGAUCGUCUCAUUCGAUUAUGGAAGAUGGAGACCGGUGAGUGCUGCGUUCUUCGUGGUCAUACCAGCUCUGUUCAGUGCUUGUUGGUAAACUGGGAGAGAAGGCAAGCCAUCACGGCUGGGUUGAUGGACGGCCUGCGCUUCUGGAGCCUCUAUUCCCGUCAGGCAGUUCAGGUAUGCACUCAUGCAUGUCCUGAAGGGCAAAAACUGAUUUGCUCCGACGUGGAUUGGGCAAGCGAGCGAGCCAUCACUGCAUCAGGAUCUGGUAUCCUCACUGUUUGGGACGUAAGCCUCUUCAAGGUUGUUUGGAGCCACGGCCGUCAUGGCGGCGAUGUGACUUCUGUCUCCUUCGAGCCUGGCGCCCGGCGCUGCCUCAGCGCCGGCAGCGCGGCGGUAUGCCUGUGGGAUGCUGCUGGCAAUUCUUUGUGUCGCAUACAUCAAGGUGGCUGCGAGCUGGGCUGCUUGGUCCUGGACUGGGCAAGCGGUUGGCUGCUUUCUGGUUCUGAUACCGUCCGGCUGUAUGCCUGGCAGCCCGAGCGAUAUGGCGCUUUGGUGCAGGCAGAUCUACUCUGUGAGCUGCGAAACAGGGAGAUGCAGAGCCCCACUAUUUGCCUUGCUGUGGAAUGGAGGGAAGCUGUCAGUGUGUGA
Molecule: messenger RNA, 1359 nt
Organism: Effrenium voratum
Lineage: Eukaryota; Dinophyceae; Suessiales; Symbiodiniaceae
Source: the annotation of a GenBank genome assembly